AUGUCUGCUCCAUAUAUCCCUUACCGCCUCGACGGCAAAGUCGCUCUGGUUACCGGUUCCGGACGAGGGAUCGGCGCAGCUAUUGCUACUGAGCUUGGCCGGUGUGGAGCGAAAGUUGUUGUCAACUAUGCCAACUCCAAAGAAUCGGCAGACAAAGUCGUGGCCGAGAUCAAGUCCUUUGGAACCGAUGCCGUUGCUUUCAAGGCCAAUGUCAGGAACGUCCCAGAGACUGCUAAGCUGAUGGACGAUGCCGUUGCUCACUUCGGUGGACUCGACAUUGUUGUCAGCAACUCCGGUGUCGUGAGCUUUGGACACUUCGGAGAUGUGACCGAGGAAGAAUUCGACCGCGUGUUUAGUUUGAACACCCGUGGCCAAUUCUUCGUUGCCCGUGAGGCAUACCGUCACCUCAAUGAGGGUGGUCGGAUUAUCUUGACAUCUUCCAACACAUCCCAGGACUUCAGUGUUCCGAACCACUCCAUCUACUCUGGUUCCAAGGGUGCAAUUGACUCCUUUGUGCGAAUCAUGUCCAAGGAUGCCGGGAAGAAGAAGAUUACCGUUAACGCUGUGGCACCCGGUGGCACAAUGGCUGCACAUGCCUCUCCAUUGGUCCGCAAUGGAUGGCCCAAGGAUAUCGCACAUGUUGUUGCCUUCAUUGCCAGCAAAGAGGGCGAGUGGAUCAAUGGCAAGUCCAUCACGAUUGACGGUGGUGCCAAAUGA
Talaromyces amestolkiae is the source of this 717-nucleotide messenger RNA. RefSeq lists its product as uncharacterized. The transcript is spliced from 3 exons. Lineage: Eukaryota; Fungi; Ascomycota; Eurotiomycetes; Eurotiales; Trichocomaceae. Gene Ontology annotation, molecular function: oxidoreductase activity. The record is from RefSeq and is a predicted model, not a curated record. The coding region runs from base 1 to 717 and encodes 238 amino acids.